AAAAAGAAGACAAGAGGGAAGCCAAUCACAGCUUGCGCUGAAGAACAGUGUCACAGUCUACCCUAAGUCAUCCUCACUGACUGCCCACAAUCACAACUCCCUCUAUUCAAUACGGUGCUUUACAAUCUCACUUAACUUUCCAAAUUUCGAGUGCCGCAUUCCGCUGCUUCACUCCCUAACUCAACCCCGCUGUCUAAAAUUCUCUCCUCUCUGUUUCGCUCGAUUUCAACCCCUUCUUCGCUCUCCUUCCCACUACUCGGAUUCAAUCGAUUGGCCACUGCUUGGAUUUGGGUUCUCUCGAAUUAGGGAUUCAAUCAAUUGGCCACUGCUCGGAUUCGGGUUCUCUCGAAUUAGGGACUCAAUCGAUAGGCUGCUGAGUUCAAUCGAGAGGCUGCUGGGUUCAAUUGAGAGGCUUUUGGGUUCAAUCGAGAGGCUGUUGUUGGACUUUAGUCGAUAGGGUUCUGUGGGCUCUCUCGGAUUGAGAGGCCACCGCUCGGAUUGGGGUUCUCUCGAAUUUGUACUGCUGCUAGGUUCUCUGAGAUAACUGCUGUUGGUGCUGUAAAUGCCAAGUACAGAUAGAAACAUCGAUAAGGAGGAGUAUUGGAAAAUUAUUCACAUUCCAGACAAGGCACCUAUUCCACCACAUUUGCAACCCACAGUGAAUGCCUAUGCUUCAGUAAUUAAUCCAAAACGUGCUAACACACUUAUAAGGAGGUUGAAUAAGAUUUCUCCACUCGAAGAUCUUCGCCAUGUGAAGCGCAUAUGCAAGAAGUGUGUUGAAGGAAACGUUCAGUUAUUGGUGAUAUUAUGUCUGGCUUCUGAUGGGAGUGACCAGUCGGAAAACAUACCCAGUGAAAUGGUCGAGCUAAUCAAGUCAUACCAGUUGAGUACAUUUAUCACAAAAGUAUCCAAAUAUGCAGCUACAUCAAAAGAAGAAUGGGAAGAACAGUGCAAGCUAUGGCCAACUUUAUAUCAUCCACCAACCUACAACAUAGACGGCAUCACUGGAUUUAGUGAAGAAAACUCACAAUCAGUUUGUGAGUUCAUGAAAUUAGCUAUUGAUUUGGCAAAAUCUGUUGAUGGUCAGAUUGUAAAUGCUGCUGUUAUUGUUAAUCCAGCAUCUAAUCAAGUGGUAGCAAGAUCGUGUGAUCAGGUUUUUUCGCAGAAUAAUCCUUCAACAAGGAACAGUGCUGGAGAAGGGUACCUAGAACCAUGUAAAUUGACAUCUUCUUCCAUCAGUAAUGGACUGCAAACCUAUACAAAUUCAAGUUCAAACUCUUCCUUCAAUGAACAGAAGAGAACAUAUGGUGGCGUUUCUUGUUUACAUCCUUGGCAGUGGGCUGAACAACAGUCCCAAGCAAGUUGUUUUCGCCACCCUUUUCACCAUGCUGCUAUGGUUGCUAUCGACAAUUCUGCUGCCAGAGAUAGAUAUCUCUUCCCUGCUAGUGAACAUAUAGUUGAUAAAUGCUGUCAGGCUGAAGUUAUGGAUUCACCUUCUACAGUAUCUCCGUCUAAAAAGCAAAAGACUGAAACAAAGGUGGAGGAUUCUGGAAUACAAAAUGGCGAACAUAAUGCCUGUGGUUCCAUGCCAGUCAGACCCUACUUAUGUACUGGUUAUGACAUAUACCUUGUUUGGGAACCAUGCAUUAUGUGUGCCAUGGCACUUGUUCAUCAGCGGAUUAAGCGUAUAUUUUACGCUUUUCCUAAUCACAAUGCUGGGGCGCUUGGAAGUUUGCACAGAUUGCAAGGAGAAAAAAGCUUAAAUCACCACUAUGCUGUUUUCAGAGUCUUUUUACCAGAAUCUAUAUUGGAUAGAGAUGAUGUUGUCACUGCUGUUUCUGGAAGUGAUAAAAACAAACACAUGUUCUAUAGGAGGUCACGAGUUGAGGUGAUGAAGUGAUUUUCUAUCAUUUUAGGUUGGUUUUGGUGCAUUAUUUGCAAGAAUAGAGAAUUGUGGAUUCAUCAAGACUUGGGAUUUUGUGGGUACAUCUUCUACAAACCCUCACGAGAGCACACUCGUCCACUAGAGCUAUCUAGGGGUUUAAAGGGCUUGUUGCAUGUGCUAAAUGCAACCGUGAUCACCUACGGAAGUGGUACUAGAAGCGAGGAAGGACAUGCACGCGAGAACGAGCGAGAAACGAAGAAACGGAGCUGCCAGUGCAGACACUAGCGCGCCCGCGCUAAGUGGUAGCGCGCCCGCGCUACUAACUGCACCAACUAGCGCGCCUGCGCUAAGUUAGCGCGGCCGCGCCCAGCAGAACUCCCCGGGCCGAUUUUUACAGCUUUUUAGUGGAUUUUCGCAGCGGUCGAGGCCCGGUUGACUUAGUCAAUGCAAUUUUUAUUUCUCGUGUGUAAAACCCUAGCCUCGUAGAAGUAGUUUUAGUAGAGAACAAUAUCGUAAUCAUAGUUUUAAUUUUUAUCGAAGCACAUUAUCAGUUGUAUUGGAUCGUUCUUUGCGAGGAAGUGACAGUUUCGAGCAAGAUCGUGAACAUCAAAUCUGUGACGUGUGAUCCUUAUUAUUAUUAAUUCAAGCAUUUUUAUUCCAUUCAA
Molecule: messenger RNA, 2550 nt
Organism: Daucus carota subsp. sativus
Lineage: Eukaryota; Viridiplantae; Streptophyta; Magnoliopsida; Apiales; Apiaceae
Product: tRNA-specific adenosine deaminase TAD3
Exons: 12
Coding region: 563-1900 (445 amino acids)
Cellular component (GO): nucleus; cytoplasm
Molecular function (GO): tRNA-specific adenosine-34 deaminase activity
Source: RefSeq, a predicted model, not a curated record